Molecule: messenger RNA, 354 nt
Organism: Didymodactylos carnosus
Lineage: Eukaryota; Metazoa; Rotifera; Eurotatoria; Philodinida; Philodinidae
Source: the annotation of a GenBank genome assembly
AUGGAUACCAAAGCUGCAGUUUUACCACAGUCUACUGAUUUCAAGACUGCUUACAUACCUGCAACCGUUCAGCAGCCCACAUGGCAACCUCCUAUUGUUGUUUUGCAGCCACAAAAACCAAUCGACGAUAUACCAGAUUUUCUUCCAUGGUCUUAUAUUAAUAUACUUUGUGGUGGUAUUUUGUUAGGGUGUAUCUCGGUUUGUUGUUCAAUGUGUGUUCAAAAUUACAAGCAACAAAAUGAUUAUGUAGCUGCUAAACGAUGUUCAAUUAUAACAGCAAUAUGGAAUGCAUUAGUCAUUCCAAUUGCAAUUGGCAUUGCAGUAUUAAUUUUCAAGUAUGCAGGUAUUAUGUAG